Catharus ustulatus (Swainson's thrush) is the source of this 568-nucleotide messenger RNA. Its product is annotated as C-C motif chemokine 5-like. Gene Ontology annotation, molecular function: chemokine activity; CCR chemokine receptor binding. The transcript has 3 exons. The coding region runs from base 56 to 331 and encodes 91 amino acids. Gene Ontology annotation, biological process: cellular response to tumor necrosis factor; monocyte chemotaxis; lymphocyte chemotaxis. The record is from RefSeq and is a predicted model, not a curated record. Lineage: Eukaryota; Metazoa; Chordata; Aves; Passeriformes; Turdidae. Gene Ontology annotation, cellular component: extracellular region.
CUCCAGCUCCAGCUCCAGCUCCUGCUCCUGCUCCUCUCCCAGAGCUCACAGCACCAUGAAGGUCCUGGCAGCCACCCUGGUCACUCUGCUCCUCCUGGCCACCUGCUCCCCAUCUGAAGGUCACCUCGAUGGUGUCCCCAACACCUGCUGCUUCAGCUACCACAAGCAGCCCAUCCCUCGGCACCGUGUCAGCUCCGUCUUCGUCACCAGCAGCUCCUGCAGCCUGCCGGCCGUGAUUGUGAUCACCAAGAAGGAGAACAAGGCGUGUGCAGAUCCAAAGGCACCGUGGGUGAAGGAGCUCCUGAAGCACUUCCAGAACCAGGAAAACUGAGCCUGCCCUGCUGACAGCCACAAUGCCACCCUGCACUUCCAGAGCCUGGAAAACUGAGCCUGCCCUGCUGACAGCCACCAUGCCACCCUGCACUUCCAGAGCCUGGAAAACUGAGCCUUCCCUGCUGACAGCCACAGUGCCACCCCUGCACAGCUUCCAGCUCUGGGCACAACAGAGAGGAUUUGACCCCCAGCCUCCUUCAACAGAGAAAAUUAUUUUAUUUAACUUAUUUAAGUU